Messenger RNA from Myripristis murdjan (pinecone soldierfish), 787 nucleotides. Its product is annotated as ADP-ribosylation factor 4-like. Lineage: Eukaryota; Metazoa; Chordata; Actinopteri; Holocentriformes; Holocentridae. The annotation marks the transcript as partial. The record is from RefSeq and is a predicted model, not a curated record. Gene Ontology annotation, molecular function: GTP binding; GTPase activity. The transcript is spliced from 4 exons.
UCCACCUGUCUGUCUGUAGGUUUUAAUGUGGAGACAGUGGAGUAUAAAAACAUCAGUUUCACAGUUUGGGAUGUUGGAAGUCAGACUGUCAUCAGACCUCUGUGGAAACACUACUACACCAACACACAGGGAGUGAUAUUUGUGGUGGACAGUAACGACCCUGAGAGGAUUAAAGAGGCUUCUGAAGAGCUGCACAUGAUGCUGGAGGAGGACGAGCUGAGGGGCGUGGCUCUGCUGGUGUUUGCCAACAAGCAGGAUCUGCCCAGAGCCAUGGCCGUCGGUGACAUCACCGAGGCUCUCGGCCUAUCACGGCUCUCCAACCAGUGGUUGGUCCAGGCGUCCUGUGCGAUCAGCAGCUCAGGUCUGGUCGAGGGUUUGGAUUGGCUCUCCAGCCAGGUAGCGAGACGAUAGAAGAGGACAAACAAACCCUGCCGGCCUCGAGCACGAGGGAGCCUCUGCUGCCUCAGCCCAACCUGCUGGCUCCCAUUUUUUGGAGGACAUUAAACGUCUCGUUUCUUGUUAUUUUCCUCUUUUGAAUUGGAAAGUAGCGUCUGCAGUAAACUUUUACACAGUAACCUUACGCCAGGAGGAAACAACACCAACAAACAGGAUCAUCACAAUAUAAACAAGAAAACAAAUCCAGGUACCGUCUUCUGAGGACAUUAAACAUAUUUUGUCUCGUUAUUUUCCUGUUUGAACUGGAAAGUAGAUCCGGCAGGAAGCACCUGAAGGAGGCUUCCGCAUAGUAACCUUGCACAUAAAACAGCACCAACAAAGAAGAUUAUGA